Molecule: messenger RNA, 1409 nt
Organism: Gastrolobium bilobum
Lineage: Eukaryota; Viridiplantae; Streptophyta; Magnoliopsida; Fabales; Fabaceae
Exons: 6
Coding region: 116-1009 (297 amino acids)
Source: RefSeq, a predicted model, not a curated record
GUCGUAUCCUUAAAUAAACCCCAAAUAUUUUUCACAUCGUUUCUGUUUUCUCUCUCCUUCUUCAACGUCUCUUGCUCUUCUAUCUCUCUCUCUUGCUGACAUUGAGUUAGCAAAAAUGGAGGACCUGUGGAAGAGAGCGAAGACGUUCGCCGAAGAGGCGGCGAAGAAGUCCCAAGCCUUGAGCAGCACCUCCUCCUCCAGGAUCGCCGAUCUUGUCUCCGAAACCGCCAAGAAAUCGAAGGAACUCGCCGCCGAGGCAUCCAAGAAAGCCGACCAGAUCAAGACCGCCGCCCUCAAGCAAGCAGAUCAGAUCAAGUCCCUCUCUGACACCAUCGCAAUUCCUCCUCAGUUCUCCGCCAUUUCCGCCGCCACCUCUGCCGCACCCUCCGUUUCCGAAGAAGACAUUGAAAAGUUUGGCGUCACCGACGAUCUCAGAUCCUUCGUCAAGGGUCUCACUUCUUCCACCUUCCAGAACUUUCCUCUCAAUCCCGAAGAAUCUGAGGCUUCUGAUGUUCCCACUGUGGCCACCAAUGUUCGUAAGGAUCUCAAUGAGUUUCAGGAGAAGCAUGCCACUCUUGUUUUAACUACUGUUAAGGAAAUUUCAAGGUUGAGAUAUGAACUAUGUCCACGUGCUAUGAAAGAAAGACACUUUUGGAAGAUAUAUUUCACACUUGUCAACACUCAUGUGGCUCCGUAUGAGAAGCAAUAUAUGGAGGAGGUUCAGCUCAGAGCAGCAGCAGAGCAAAAUGUGGAUGUUAAGGUAGAGCAAAGUGCUGCAACUGGUGGAACUGGCAAGGCAGAAGCAACAGGGAAGAAUUUGAAGAGUAAAUCCUCUAAUGCAUCCUCUACUGAGCAAGACUUGGAUACGUUUCUUCUUGGAGAUCUUGAAGAUAGUGAUGAAGCUCCAGAGGAUGGUGAGGGCAGCUUUGAUGAUGAUUUUGACAAGAUUGGCAAUUCUGAUGUUGAAGAUGAGAAGCAUGCGAAGAGAAUAUCUGCUGCAACAGUUUAGGAUGCCCAAUUACUUUUGUUUGAGACUGAAGUAAAAUUGAAGUUUGCUGCUUGCAAUUAACCUAGAUAUCAGUGAACGGUAAAGUUAAAACGGUUGCAGCAGUCUCGCGUUUAAGAAUGGUGGCUGCGGCAGUGGGUAGAUUUGGUGAACUUGUGGAAAAAACUGAAGUAAUUCGUUAUUGUUUAUUUGUUUACCGUAUUACCCUAUAUAGUGGAAAAAACUGUAGUAAUCAUAUAACUCUAGAUAAAAGUUGGUGGUGGGGAGCACUGCGCUUGCCUUGUACAGUUGAUCUUAUUUGUUACUGUUCCUAAAGUUCUUAUUUGAUGUUUUAAUUUCAGUGAAUAACAUCAGCAUAUUGAUUCUCGGGCUUGUUAAGUGGUUGGCAUUGUGAAUAGAGUAA